GUGGCCAGCCUUGCAACUUAAGACUCAGAAUUGCUUGGGCUGUAGCUCAGUGGCAGGGCUUACUUGCCACGGGUUGGGUCCCCGGUUUCUAUCCCAGCACUGUGAAAAGGAACGUUCCCAGCAAUUCUUGAUUAUAUUUUACAUUUCUCUAUAGAAAAGCAUUGGUGCCUGAGGGGUGACUUAGCAACAUUUGCUUGGCAUGCCAAGGCUCUGGGUUACAUCCCCAGCACCAAAAACUGAAAACAAUGAGUUAGUUUUCUGACACUCGCCAAUGUUUGGAGUACAACAGGCCAUCCGUUUGGAUAGCAAAAUGUCACUUCAGUUUCUCAUUAACUCAAUCACGACACCGGUUGGCUUGCAAACUCAUGGACAAUGUUUCUUUUGAUUUUGAGGCAGCCUCACAUAGCCUGGAACUCCUAUCCCUCCAUCUCCUGCACGCUGAGAUUAUACCUGUGUACCACCAGGCCCUGUUUUUUUUUAAAAGACAAAGGUUUCAGUCUGUAGCCCAACCUGGCUUCAGACUUUCAGCUCUGUCCCCACCUCAAGUCUCCCAAAUAGCUGGGGUACCCCUGAAGUCCAGAGUGAGAUAGCUUGCGUGUCCCAAGUCUUCAGCCAGGUUUGAAGCUACUGUGGCCCCAGGGGUAGACAGGGGUCUGGGAGUCAGUCAUAGUGCCUGCCCUUCUUGGCAAGCUAAUGUAUCUGGCGCAGAAAGAGUUACAGUCGGGUCCCUCCCUGUCCCCAGAGCCAUCUGUAUUGCUUAGCAACAGCUGUGCCAGGCAGGACGCACAGACCUCCCCAGAGCUCCACCGGCCAGACCUACAUACACAGGCAAGCCAGUGUUCAUUUGUGCUCACAAUGGACACCGUGAAUGCCACCAUAGAAAGGCUGAGAGCCCAGUGUCUAUCCCGAGGGGCCUCAGGAAUCCAGGGCCUGGCCAGGUUUUUCCGCCGCCUGGACAAGGAUGGUAGCCGGUCCCUGGAUGCAGAGGAGCUGAGGCAGGGCCUGGGACAGCUGGGGCUGGAUGUGGGGGAGGCAGAGGCAGAGGCACUGUGCAAGCGCUGGGACCGUGAUGGCAGUGGGAUGCUGGACCUGGAGGAGUUCCUGCGGGCAUUACAGCCCCCUAUGUCCAAGGCCCGAGAAGCCGUCAUUGCAGCUGCCUUUGCCAAGCUGGACCAGACAGGGGAUGGUGUGGUGACCGUGGACGACCUGCGAGGGGUAUACUCUGGCCACGCUCACCCCAAGGUGUGCAGUGGAGAGUGGCCGGAGGAUGAGGCCCUCCAUCAAUUCCUCGACAAUUUUGACACAUUUGAGAAGGAUGGGCAGGUCACACUGGCAGAGUUCCAAGACUACUACAGGGGACUCAGCGCUUCAGUGGACACUGAUUCAGAGUUUGUGGCCAUGGUGAGCAAUGCCUGGCGCCUCUGAUGUUGUAGCCCUCAGCUGCCUGACAACUGCCCUUAGCCUAGUCCCCUGACCCAUCUGCUACUGUUACCACUGUCCUGGGGCCCCAACUAGACACAGGGAGGGG
Molecule: messenger RNA, 1528 nt
Organism: Alexandromys fortis (reed vole)
Lineage: Eukaryota; Metazoa; Chordata; Mammalia; Rodentia; Cricetidae
Gene: Caps
Product: calcyphosine
Exons: 5
Coding region: 694-1425 (243 amino acids)
Cellular component (GO): vesicle
Molecular function (GO): calcium ion binding
Source: RefSeq, a predicted model, not a curated record